AUGGCCAGCUCCAAAAUCACGUCGCCAGACAAGGUGACUCUCACAGAAUUUCAGGAGCUUCUCGCUAGCUACCAACCUCUGAUUGACUCCAUUUCAGCCUCCAAAGGCGCCAAGCCUGGUCAGAAGACCCUGCAAGAAUUGGAUAAGUUCCGUUUCGUUGAAGCUCCCACCCACUUCUCGUAUGAUGACAAGAAGCGGGCCAUGGACCAUGACGAUGUCAAGACUCUGGUUGAUUGGAAGUUACGUCACGGCAAAUUUCGGCCGACCCUGAUGAAGCUUGUGUCAUCGAACGACUCUUCGACAGUCCAGGAAAUCGUGGAAGAAGGCAUUAAUGUCUACCAAGACACAUCAGAUCCUUCUGCAUCACUUAAUAUCUUGACCAAGUUGAAGGGCAUUGGUCCCGCGACUGCUUCGCUUCUGCUAGCGGUACACUUUCCGGACCAGAUUCUGUUCUUCUCCGAUGAAGCAUAUUAUUGGCUCUGUAACAAUGGCCAAAAAGCAUCGCUCAAAUACAACACGAAGGAAUACGAUUCCCUCAACACUGAGGCGCAAAAAUUAACAAAGAGACUGGGUGUCUCCGCAAUGGAUGUUGAGAAAGUGGCCUACGUCUUGCUCAAAAAAGAGGGUCCCGUCUCUCAAGCCAAACCCAAUGACUCGACUUCCAAGGCCACAAGUAAUAAGAAGGACGUAGAAAAGCCAGCACCUGCGAAGAGGAAGAAGAGCUCUGAUGCAGUGCCUGAAGACAAAGGCCCAGUUCGACGAUCGAAACGCGGGAAGGCGGCAUAA
Colletotrichum truncatum is the source of this 786-nucleotide messenger RNA. RefSeq names its product DUF1479 domain protein. Lineage: Eukaryota; Fungi; Ascomycota; Sordariomycetes; Glomerellales; Glomerellaceae. The record is from RefSeq and is a predicted model, not a curated record.